This is a messenger RNA of Anopheles funestus (African malaria mosquito), 1043 nucleotides long. RefSeq lists its product as uncharacterized. Bases 259 to 816 code for a protein of 185 amino acids. Lineage: Eukaryota; Metazoa; Arthropoda; Insecta; Diptera; Culicidae. The transcript has 5 exons. The record is from RefSeq and is a predicted model, not a curated record. Gene Ontology annotation, molecular function: odorant binding.
GCGCUCAACUGUAAAGCACACAUUCGUUACUUUUGAUGUACUCAAAAUGCAUUAGUUUAUAGCACGUGCCCUGUUCUUGUCGAUCACACGAUCAUGCACACUAAUUACUGGUCAUGCUGUAAUGAUUGAUAUACCGGUAGCAUUAAUUGCACUUUUUACAAUCAUAGCGACGGAUCUAUUUUCACACCAUAACCGGAUGAUGGAGGAACAGAAAAAAGCGCAUUUCACUAGCGUUUGUGGUUCAAACGUGGUGAAAAAAUGUACCCGACUGCCCUUGGACCAAUUGUUGCUCUAGUGAUUGUUAUACUUAUUCAGGUAAUCGCCAUUGUGGAUUUCAACUUCGAUGAUGAUCCGAAAUCUGACGCCCAGUUGUGCUGUAUGGUAGAGCACACGUUUCCACAGGAACCAUUUCGUACAUGCUACGAACAGCAUAGAACUUCCAUUAUGGACAAUGAAACGAUUAUGUGUAUUCAUCAGUGCUAUUAUAAUGCAAUUGGUAUGUUUUCCGAUGGCGACAAACUUGAAACAGACAACUAUCUCAAGUACAAGGAUAACCUUGAUCCAGCGCUGCAAGAACCCUUCACCUUUGCACUAGUGGUUUGUGCAAAGUUUGCGAUCCAGCUAAUCCGGCACUUGGCCGCAAGUGAAAGGAAAAUGAAAUGCAGUCCGCUUCCUUACUUAUUUAACCGCUGCUUGAUGGAGAUUGACAUGGUAAACUGUCCAAAAGAUCGGUGGAUGAACUCUAGUUUAUGUGAUGCAUGGACGACGAGACAAAAGGCAAAGUAUGGCGAGGGCAUACAAAUAAAAGCAACGUAAUAAUGGGAACCAGAACGAGUGGAAAACCUUCAGACAGAUAAAAACCAACAGUCUCUUCAGAGAGCACGCAAAUGUGGCACGUGAGAAUAACAAAAUAAAUAAAUAGUUUUGAAGAAAAAAAACUACUCAAACUACUGUUGAGUUUCAAUUUGGUGCUGUUUUUUUGUCAUAAAAUUUGGGUAGCAUUAAAUUUGUACUGCUUAUGUGUGUCAGUGUGAAGCAUUGAA